CAGCCCGAUUACUCGCCAGUACGCACUGCGCAUGCGCGCACGUUCUCCUAAAAUGCUUUUAAGUUUACGUCCUCUGUGAUGUUUCUUUUCAUAACAUUUAUUAGCGUUAUCGGUUCAAACGUCAGUGCGAAGUACGCACCCACUCCAUUUUAAAGGCUGAGGAUGCCGCUGAAAAAAAAUGACUCCAUCUUGAGCUCCAUGAAUAGCUUCAUCGGUGCGGUGAACAACAUGGACCAGACUGUCAUGGUGCCCAGCCUGCUGAGGGACAUCGCGUUGGACGAGCACACGGAGAUGAACCCGGACGUGGACGAGGGCGACAUGUGCGCCUACUACCAUCUGCUCAAGUCUUUGCGCGUCCACAUCGAAUGGGGCGUCAGGGCUACCGAGAGCACCAGGCUAACCCGUCAAAACUCCAGAUCGCCAUAUAUGGCUUCAUCAUCUGAAGAGGAGGAGGAUGAAAACGACGAUAGCUUGCAGAAUCAGUUCCAGUACCACCUCAGCGGCCUUCAAGAGGUGCUGUCCAAGCUCACUGUGCAAGCCAAUGCUCUUACCAGGUUUUACAAGCAAAGGGUUGGUAUUUAAGCAAGGAGAACACUCCAAAAAUGAGUCAUAAUUUCCCUGCUCCUGUAAUGACUAACUCAAUUUCUACAUGGUGUCGGUCCACUUCAAUGCCACGAUGCGUGUGUUACACUCAGCACUUGAAGAUUUUCCAGCACAAAACUUUUUACAUGCGCACUAAUUGGAAACACUUUUUUUUUUUUUUUUCAAAUGAAAUGGCCUUAGCACAUAUCACUUAUAAAAGAAAUUAUGACAUCACAGCUUUUUAUGAACCAAAUCACGAUUAACUUACCAAAUUGGAACUCCUCAUCUUGAUUUUGUUUUGUUUGUACAAUUAUGUCCAUUGACAAAGUGUUAUUUCAUGUAAAAUUAAACAUUUAUUUUAAUAAAAUUACAAAUUAUUUUUCCUUGAA
This is a messenger RNA of Corythoichthys intestinalis (scribbled pipefish), 971 nucleotides long. RefSeq names its product mid1-interacting protein 1A-like. The transcript has 2 exons. Gene Ontology annotation, biological process: regulation of lipid biosynthetic process. Gene Ontology annotation, cellular component: cytosol. The coding region runs from base 163 to 582 and encodes 139 amino acids. The record is from RefSeq and is a predicted model, not a curated record. NCBI's taxonomy places the organism in Eukaryota, Metazoa, Chordata, Actinopteri, Syngnathiformes, Syngnathidae.